Strongyloides ratti is the source of this 1056-nucleotide messenger RNA. RefSeq names its product Zinc finger, C2H2 domain and Zinc finger C2H2-type/integrase DNA-binding domain and Zinc finger, C2H2-like domain-containing protein. Gene Ontology annotation, molecular function: DNA-binding transcription factor activity, RNA polymerase II-specific; RNA polymerase II transcription regulatory region sequence-specific DNA binding. Gene Ontology annotation, cellular component: nucleus. The transcript has 4 exons. The record is from RefSeq and is a predicted model, not a curated record. The coding region runs from base 1 to 1056 and encodes 351 amino acids. Gene Ontology annotation, biological process: regulation of transcription by RNA polymerase II. NCBI's taxonomy places the organism in Eukaryota, Metazoa, Nematoda, Chromadorea, Rhabditida, Strongyloididae.
AUGCGCUACACUUCAUCUCAAAUGAUGUACCAUCAAGUAAAAAGUGAAAUGAAUGGAAUGGGAGAUGACUAUAACAUGACACAACCAUCUAAUUCUAUUACCGGGUUCAAUAAUUUAAUGAUGCAAAAUAAUGAGGAUUAUAAUGAUAGUUUUGAGGAUAAACAAGCGAAAGCAGUCCACCAAUGUUCAGAAUGUGAUAAAAUAUUUGUUUCAUACAAAGGCUUAAUGCAACAUGCCGUUAUACAUACUGAUUUAAAGCCAUUUUCAUGUGAUAUUUGUUCAAAGUCAUUUAGAUUUAAAUCAAAUUUAUUUGAACAUAGAAGUGUACAUUCUGGUUAUACACCACAUUCAUGUCCAUAUUGUGGAAAAACUUGUCGAUUGAAAGGAAAUUUAAAAAAACAUCUUAAAACACAUGUUAACUCAAAAGCAGAACUUGAAGAAGUUUGGAAACCAUUUAGUAGUAAUAGGCGACCACCACAAGAAGUGCCUGCUGAUGCCAUUAUUGUAAGGGGAAAUGUUGAACCAAUGUUUUCACCUCCAAGUAAACCAAGAAAAAAAAAACUAGGUUUAGGUGAUGUUAAAGUAUGGACUGAUAAAAUACAAAAUGGUGAAAUAGUUAAACCACCUGUUAUGUCAGAAAUGGGAACACAUUUUAUAAACUUUAUGGAAAACAAUCUUGGAAAGACAGUCUCAAUACGAGAUCUCAUUGAAGCUGCAAAGUAUACAUCAUUUGAAAAUUUUGAUUGCCCUUUGUGCAAAAAAAUGUUUCAUUCAAAAUAUGAAUGUUUAAUUCAUCUAGAAGAAAUUCAUAAUUAUAAAAAACGUCCAGAUUAUAAUUAUUUUUGUGAAAUUUGUAUUAAAACAUUUGUGGAUCAAAAAUCAUAUGACUUACAUCAAUCAUGUCAUGACCGUGUUCGUAGUCUGUUUGAAUCCGGUGACGUACAUGCGGCUCAUCAGCCUCAAUUAUUGGAACCGGCACUGCCAGGUAGAGAUGAUAUUAAUGGAUCUCAGGAACAAGAGAAUCGGGAUGAUAUAAAGAUGGAGGGUGAUUCUUAA